This is a messenger RNA of Mycena citricolor, 1935 nucleotides long. NCBI's taxonomy places the organism in Eukaryota, Fungi, Basidiomycota, Agaricomycetes, Agaricales, Mycenaceae. The record is from the annotation of a GenBank genome assembly.
CGUCGUUUGGCCGGGGCGAAGACGUGAGAAAUCGCCGAUCUGAUGGGAUGUCAUCACCGCACGCAGAAUCUCCGAGAUGGGCGCGACAAAGUUCAGCCAGAGCGCGCACGGCGACAGGCCCCCGGCUUCACCGUAUAAGGGUCAGUCCGCCCCAAGAGGCUGAUUUGCGCGACGAAAUCGACCAUCUGAACCGUGAUUCGCACUAUGUCCGGACCGGAGUCAACCCGGAUUGGGAUAAAUUAGGAACUUCUUGGAGCGUUUUGAAUCAAGUUCCGUCCAAUUUCGUCCUCUUUCAUCCUAGGGUGCGUUCCACAAGAUCUGACUUAUCCCAGUGAGAAUGAAUGACCCCCUCUCUUUCUUACGGAGGACGGCAGGUGCGAAAAAACUUGCGGUCAGCGCCCGCGAUUUGAGCCAUCUGAGUCUGAGACUCAGUGUUUUGGGCCUGAUUUGCGCUAUUUUCAGGCCGAGGUAUAGCAACAAUUUCGGGCCGUUAUUUGCACGAUUCCGGCCGGACCCAAUAGGGAGUAGCCGGGGGCCUACAGCGACAUCAUGCGGCGGCAGUCCGCAUUGUUGCGACGGCCGUCGCCGUGGUACACAACGGCAGCGUCACCGGACUCAGACGGCCCCACCACCUGCCCCCAACCCUGAAGCGACGCGAGUGGGGUGACUGAUCAUGCAGCAUGGCUUGACAACAGCGUCCGCCCGACUUUGUUCCACGGGCGGUCACAUUCGCCCACGCCGCGAUUUAUCCACCGCAUACAAGACGCGGGGCACACAGAGCAGCAAUCCCAGCAGCAGCAGCAGCAGUCAAUAGCUCCCAUCGCAUCCCCAUCCCCAUCCCCUUGACGAUGAAGAUCUCACAUCCCAUCCCGGUCCUCACCGCGCUCCUGCCGCUCGUCCGAGUCGCCGCGCAGUGCCCGCAGGUGCACGUGUUCGGCGCGCGCGAGACGACCGUGCCGCCCGGCUACGGCACCUCGGGGCCCGUCGUGCAGAGCAUCGUCGGCGCGUACCCCGGCGCGACGAGCGAGGCGAUCACGUACCCGGCGUGCGGCGGGCAGGCGAGCUGCGGCGGCGUGUCGUACGCGAACUCGGCCGUCGCGGGCGUCGCGGCGGUCGCGAGCCAGGUGAAUGCGUUCAACGCGCAGUGCCCGAAUACCGUGCUCGUGCUCGUGGGAUACUCCCAGGGCGGGCAGAUUAUGGACGACGCGUACUGCGGCGGCGGGGACACGAACGAGGGCCUGUCGAACACGGCCAUCCCCAUCUCCGCCGCUGCGCAAAAGAAGAUCGCCGCUGCGAUAUUCAUGGGCGACCCGCGCCACAUCCCCGGGCUCUCCUACAACGUCGGCACGUGCCAGGCUUCCGGCUUCGCCCCGCGGCCGGCCGGCUUCAAGUGCCCGUACGCAUCCAACAUCCAGUCCUACUGCGAUGCCGCGGACCCGUACUGCUGCAACGGCUCCGACGCCAACACGCACCAGGGCUACGCCGUCGAAUACGGCGCGGCCGCGCUCACCUUCGUCAAGGGCAAGGUCAACGCGCUCCUCAGCGGCGGCGGCGGUGGCGGCGGGGGCACCGGCCCGGUCAGCACCACCAGCGCUACCCCGCCUCCGGUCGGCACGGGCGGCACCGUUGCGCAUUGGGGACAGUGCGGUGGGCAGGGCUGGACGGGUGCGACGGCGUGCGUGGCGCCGUACAAUUGCGUCGCGGCCAACGCUUAUUACUCCCAGUGUCUUUGAGUUCCUUCUCACUCUAUGUGUUCUCGAUGAUCCGCGUAAUCCAACAUAUUUUGCUUGUCUCUGGUUAUUCGAGUCUGUGUGCCAUUUCAACUGCCAGUGAAGAAGCCCGUCUGCUCUUUGGUAUGGCUUGAAACUCUCACCAUCGACGCAUGGUUGAAACCACGUCAAGCUGUUCGCAUGCCGUUCCUUUUGUACAUCUUGU